CCUUACAAAUGUGUUUUGUAUAAUUAGUACAUAUUAUUGCGAACUGAAUCCAAAGCCUCCUGUGUCUCCAUUUGCGAAAUAAUUACGCUGCUCCAUGUGAGCUGCCCUUUCGAGCAACGAAAUGACAUGGAACUUUAGAAAAAUGAUUGUGAGUAGGGAUUGGGAGGAAGGUAAAGAAGGGACAAGCAUGGCGAGGAGGCAGAUCUCCGAUCGCCAUGCCCUAUCCUGUGAAGCUCACGAGAUGGAGACACUUUACUCUCAAAACAACAAUGCUAAACAAGUAAAAAGAGAAAACAAAGAGUUUAUAAUAUAGUAUGUCAUCUUUAUCCCUAGCCGUUGUCUUUAUGCUUAACACCUCUCUCUUGUAAAUAAAUUUUGGUCCAAUAUCAAUUUUUAAUCAAAUUUGCCGAUAAAGUACUCUAGAAACAAGCUGCAAUCAAUCCAAAUUCCAGGUUGUCGCGUCGAGGAAUGUCAUGACAGGCAACAGUGACUCUCUUCUUCUGUGUAUGGUUUUCUAACGUAGGUGUAGUUGAAAAGUUGUUCUCAGGAUGCUUGGAAACUUUUCAGUAGGGUUCAUACUUGCAACAGUUCGGCGAGUUAAUUAAUUAAUUAUCAAGUAUUGCAAUAUAUUAUUAAUGAGUAAUUAUCAACAGGCAUAUAUCUAAUCAAGUUGAAUACGACAAACAUUAAAAAUACCUCCACAAAAGUCUAUACGAUUCCAAAUGAUUAGUUUAAAAGCUCAAACCACCCGUGAUUUCACAGACCAAAGAAACAAAGCACCACAGUAGCCAUCCCAAACAGCGAUGAAGCCUUGUCGUGUUCUAGUUAAGUUGUAGUUUACAAUUUUUAGACAACUCUACCUCAUUUGAUUUAUUGAACUUAAUUUCAAAUUAAAAAAAAAAAAAAUUGGGGUUUACGAGUACUAAUGCAGGUGAAGCAUCGCUGUUAUGGACAGCUAACAAAUGGUUCAAAGAAAUCCAGGUUAGAGCAUUUGCAGCAUAUAGCGUACCCUUAGAAACUUUCAAGUGUCAAACCAAUUAUCCAAUCCAAACUAGCUAGCUAGCUAGGCUGGUUUCCAACGACGUUUUCUGCAUUUUUUCUCAUGCGGCUACUUCAUAACUCUUGAGAGAGCAUUGACUAUUGCCACUGGAAUUUUGCUGGCUAACACUACCACCACUUAUUAUUGUUGCUGGCUUUAUACUUUAUGUACCUUUUUUAAGAGCUUAAAUGGGUAUGAGAUAGGGUGGUGUAGUAUGGCGUCCAGCUUUAACCACUCCGUGCCCGCUAUUAAAAAUUUCUAAAAGGUCAAUAUUUGUUAGAUUAUUUGCAUACUGUUUGUAUUAUUUUGUAAAAACAUUUUUUCUGAUGUGCUUUGUUAUUAUACAUAGUUAACUUUUUAACUUCGAUACAAAUCUGUCCGUCACUUUUAUCAUUUCCGAUCUCUUCUUCUUCUUCUUCUUCUUCAAUUGAUAGAUCUUCUUCCUCAUCUCUCUCUCAAUGAAGAAGAAAAAACCGCUACUGUCACAAUCUUUCAAAUGACGAUUCCACCCGCCUUCCUCGCCAUCACCAUCACUCUCAUCCACGUAUCUCUUUUGCCUCCAACCGUCGUUUACGGCCUUGGCACGGCGUCCACCACCGCAGUCGCCUACGGCACUACAACAGUCUGUGGCAUCGUGGCCGCUGAGCCCACCCAGAGAAUCCAAUGCUACCAAAAUGGCCAAAUCAUUUCAAUCCAACCCAAUAUUUCCUUUGAAGCCAUCUCAGGUGGCGGCAGCUUCUUCUGCGGCCUCAUGUCCGGUGGCCUCAGCCUCCUCUGUUGGGACACUAGCUCAUCCAACUCCAGCUUUAAACCAAAACGUAUAUAUAAUAGUAACACGGUCAAACUCACGGACCUAACGGUGGGUGAUGCUCAAGUUUGUGCCCGAGAGGUCAACUCUGGAAUGGUCAAGUGCUGGAGAGGAAGUAAUAAUGGUAUUUCUAAAUUCCAACCACCCGGUGAAGCAUUGAGGUUUCGUGCAAUCACAUCUGGGAGUGGGUUUUCAUGUGGGAUUUUGAAGCUCAACAGCAGAGUUCUAUGUUGGGGAAGUGGUUAUCUCGGAUACGAGAUUCAGGUACAGUUUGCCAAUUUGUCAAUGUCGAGCUUAGUUGCUGGAGAGUAUCAUGUCUGUGGUUUGACAACGACUGGGAGUUUGGUUUGUAAAGGGCACAAUGAUUCGAAUCAACUGAAUGUUCCUUUUAGCUCCGCUUAUCAGUUUUCUGGUCUGGCGUUGGGAGCAGACUUUACAUGCGCUAUUGGGGUAAGAAAUGGAAUGGUGGUAUGCUGGGGAGGAAAAAAUGGAAACGAAUUUGAGAGCAAUGCGAUUGAAAACAUUUCAUUUGAAUCUAUUGUUGCAGGUUUAGAUUUUGUAUGCGGGUUGACAACGAGUAAUCUGUCGAUUAUUUGUUGGGGACCAGGGUGGUCUAAUCUCCCAAGUGAGAUUCCACUGAGAAGGAUGAUUCCGGGUCCAUGUCUUCAGGCUUCUUGUAGCACAUGUGGUACGUAUCCAGAUUCUGAAGCUCUGUGUAAUGGGUCUGGGAAUAUAUGCAAGUCUUGCGAGAUUGAACUCCCAGUUGCAGUGCCAGUGCCGCCGGUAGCAUCAUGGCCAGCUUCUCCACCAACCAAAGCGAGGAACAAGGUUUCAUUGGCUUUUGUGGUUGUUGGAUCAGUUGGCAUUUUUGCGGGCAUUUGCACAAUUAUCUUUUGUUUACGGGCUGCCCUAUGCGGUUUCUUGCCCAUGAAUGUGCGUAAUUCUGUGCAACGCCCGAGUGCUGAGGCCAAUGCGGAUAAUGCUGCUGCUAUGCCUCACUUUGGUUCUAGUGUCCCAACUUCAAGAUCAUAUUCCAUCAAGCGCCAAGCCUCUGUCACUUUGAGGAGGCAGAGAAGUGGGUCAUCUAUAUCAUCCAAAAAUGGGGACAGGACCCAGACAUUUUCUUUCUCAGAGCUUUCCACUGCCACCAACAACUUCUCAUUGGAGAACAAAAUUGGUGCUGGCAGCUUUGGCAGUGUUUACAAAGGUAAGCUCGAGGAUGGCCGCGAAGUGGCCAUCAAAAGGGCAGAAAUUUCCGUCAAAACCAAGAAAUUUCAGGAAAAAGAAAUCGCAUUCGACUCUGAAUUGGCAUUGUUGUCUCGGCUCCACCACAAACAUUUAGUGGGGUUAGUCGGAUUCUGUGAGGAAAAGAACGAGAGGCUUUUGGUUUACGAGUACAUGAGCCAUGGUGCACUGCGUGACCAUUUGCACGACGAAAAAAAUGUUGAAAAUACUAGCAGCAUUUUGAAUUCUUGGAAAAUGAGGAUCAAAAUUGCCUUAGAUGCCGCUAGGGGAAUUGAGUAUCUACACAAUUACGCAGUUCCACCCAUAAUUCAUAGAGACAUUAAGUCUUCAAAUAUACUUUUAGAUGCGAAUUGGACUGCGAGAGUGUCCGAUUUUGGAUUGUCUUUAAUAUUGGAGCCAGAAUCUGAACAUGAACCCAUGUCAACCAAGGCUGUUGGAACAGUUGGCUACAUAGAUCCUGAGUACUAUGUCUUAAACGUUUUGACAGCAAAGAGUGAUGUCUAUGGUUUUGGGGUGGUCUUGUUUGAGCUUUUGACAGGGAAGAAAGCUGUGUUCAGGAAUGAUCAAGACAAUGGGACGAGUCCCAUGAGCGUGGUGGAGCAUGCCGGGCCACUCAUAUUGGAGGGAGAGCUGCAAAAGGUAUUGGAUAGAAGGGUUGGGCCGCCGGAAAUGAACGAGUUGGAGGCAGUUCAGGUGGUGGCUUACAUUGCUACUUCUUGUGUGAACUUGGAGGGAAAGGAAAGACCUAGCAUGAGUGAUAUUGUUACCAAUUUGGAAAGGGCACUGGCACUUUGUGAGGACCAUGCAGACUGUAGCCUCUCUCCUACUACAUUGUCCUUUCAUUCAGACUGAAAUUUCUAACCCAAAAAAGAACUCCAUGUAAUCUUUCUUUUUCGUCCAUUUUUUUAAUGGUAAUAUGUUUUUAACUAUAA
Molecule: messenger RNA, 4024 nt
Organism: Carya illinoinensis
Lineage: Eukaryota; Viridiplantae; Streptophyta; Magnoliopsida; Fagales; Juglandaceae
Product: putative serine/threonine-protein kinase-like protein CCR3
Exons: 1
Coding region: 1536-3944 (802 amino acids)
Biological process (GO): protein phosphorylation
Molecular function (GO): ATP binding; protein serine/threonine kinase activity
Source: RefSeq, a predicted model, not a curated record